AUGGCGUACUCCACCGUGCAGAGGGUGGCCCUGGCCUCGGGGCUCGUCCUGGCUGUGUCGCUGCUGCUGCCCAAGGCCUUCCUGUCCCGUGGAAAGCGGCAGGAGCCGCCGCCGGCGCCGGAAGGAAAGUUGGGUCGAUUUCCACCUAUGAUGCAUCAUCACCAGCCACCCUCAGAUGGCCAGACCCUUGGGGCUCGUUUCCAGAGGUCUCACCUCGCAGAGGCAUUUGCAAAGGCCAAAGGAUCAGGUGGAGGCACUGGAGGAGGAGGUAGUGGAAGAGGCCUGAUGGGACAGAUUAUUCCAAUCUAUGGUUUUGGGAUUUUUUUAUAUAUACUAUAUAUUCUAUUUAAGCUUUCAAAGGGGAAAACUCCUGCAGAGGAUCGGAAAUGCUCUACUGCCACAGCUGGAAACACCCACAGGAAAAUUACCAACUUUGAGCUUGUUCAACUGCAAGAAAAACUGAAGGAGACUGAGGAAGCCAUGGAAAAAUUAAUCAACAGAGUGGGACCUAAUGGUGAGAGCAGAGCACAGACUGUGACUUCUGACCAAGAAAAACGUUUGCUGCAUCAGCUCCGAGAAAUCACCAGGGUCAUGAAAGAAGGAAAAUUCACUGACAGACCCACUCCAGAGAAAGAAGCUGAGGAAGCCCCUUACAUGGAAGACUGGGAAGGUUACCCUGAAGAAACUUACCCAAUUUAUGACCUUUCAGAUUGCAUCAAGCGUAGGCAAGAAACCAUCUUAGUGGAUUACCCUGACCCCAAGGAACCGUCUGCUGAAGAAAUAGCUGAAAGAAUGGAAUUGCUAGAAGGUGAAGAAUCAGACCAUUUGGGGUGGGGAGUGCCUACUGACCCCAGAGUCCAGGAAGAUAAUUCUGUUACCUCAUGUGACCCAAAGCCAGAAACAUGUUCCUGCUGUUUUCAUGAAGAGGAGGAUCCUGCAGUCUUGGCAGAGAAUGCUGGAUUCAGUGCAGACAAUUACACUGAACAAGAGGAAGCCACCAAAGAAGUAUGGCCCCAAGACUUCAGGGAUAAAGGGUUGGGCAUCAGCACUGAUAAAGCACAUACAGAUGGUACAUUGAGGAAGCGGAACCCCCAGGGUUUGGAGUUGAAAACAGCUGGUUUGGGGAAGUAUCCCUUACUCUAG
Messenger RNA from Puma concolor (puma), 1143 nucleotides. It is a transcript of the gene RIC3, whose product is annotated as RIC3 acetylcholine receptor chaperone. Lineage: Eukaryota; Metazoa; Chordata; Mammalia; Carnivora; Felidae. Gene Ontology annotation, cellular component: neuron projection; neuronal cell body; intracellular membrane-bounded organelle. The record is from RefSeq and is a predicted model, not a curated record. Gene Ontology annotation, biological process: synaptic transmission, cholinergic; protein localization to cell surface.